UGUUUUGAGGGGGUUGGGGCUGGAGGGAGGUAUUCUUGGAAGAUUAUCCAAGGUAAAGUUUUCAUUGUGAUUCAGAACCUGUGGACGAUUUGUCAUUCUCCAGUUCCGGAGAAUUUGAUAAUUCUUGCUUUAAUUUUGUCGUCAUGUAAAUCCUACUAAAGAACCGAAUAGAUUGUACCCUCGCCAUUGAGAUUUUAUCACUGCAUCACAGGCAGGGAUUAACAUCUGGAAUGGAGACUGUUGCAUAAUGCAUACAUUUGAGCCCUGGAGGGAUUUCUUCAAAAUGGAUGUGGAUUUAGUGUGCUGAAGCAGAAACCGAACUCAAAACCUUACGCUUGCCAAGCAGGUACUGGGUUGCUGAUCUAUAUCCCGGGAUUGGAAUAAUUUACGAAGAAGAGACAGUCAUCACAAACUUACAGGAUGGCAUUUCCUGUGGAUUUGCUGGAUAAUUGCAGUCAUGAGGAACUGGAAAAUUCUGCUGAAGAUUACAUGUCAGAUUUAAGAUGUGGAGACCCUGACAAUCCAGAGCGUUUUCCUCUUCCCAAUAUUACGUUGUCAUUUCAGAUUCCUAUUAGCCUAUCAAAUGUAGGCUUUGUACCUCUUUAUGGUGGAGAACAGACACAGAAAAUUCUUGCUCUUUUUGCUCCUGAGGAUUCACUCACAGCUGUGGCUCUUUACCUUGCUGAUCAGUGGUGGGCUAUUGAUGAUAUUGUGAAAACAUCUGUUCCAGCUAGAGAAGGACUUAUGCAGGUGAGCACUCUUGGGGAGAGAGUGGUUCUGUAUGUUCUGAACCGCAUUAUUUAUAGAAAACAGGAAAUGGAGAGAAAUGAGAUCCCAUUCCUGUGUCAUAGCAGUACUGAUUAUGCUAAGAUUCUGUGGAAGAAAGGAGAGGCCAUUGGGUUUUAUUCAGUUAAGCCUACAGGAAGUAUGUGUGCUUCGUUUCUUACCCAGAGUUACCAGCUGCCAGUUCUUGAUACUAUGUUUGUAAGGAAGAAAUACCGUGGCAAAGAUUUUGGGCUUCAUAUGCUGGAAGACUUUGUUGAUUCCUUUACAGAAGAUGCACUUGGCUUGCGGUACCCUCUGUCUUUUUUCCUAUGCACAGCUUGCAAACAAUACCUUGAAAAGUAUCCAGGAGAUCAUGAACUCCUUUGGGAAGUUGAAGGUGUUGGACACUGGUACCAGAGAAUACCAGUCACCAGAGCAUUGCAGAGAGAAACUCUUAAAAUUACAGCGAUGUCUCACAGUGACGCAAAAAGACCAGCGUCUGGAGAAUAUGGUCUUGCAGCUGUUCCAGAAUAUGGAGCAGGAACUAAAGACAGUCAGUCUAAUGAGAUGCAGCUAACUAUUGAUUCUCUCAAAGAUGCCUUCGCAAGCACUUCUGAAGGUCUUGAAAAAACACUUGCUUCUACUCGUGCCCGGGGCAGUCAUUUGAAGAGGCCAAAGAUUGGAAAGCGAUUUCAGGAUUCUGAAUUCACUAGUUCUCAAGAUGAAGAUGAAAAAAUUGCCCAGACUUCACCUACAGCUUCACUAAAUAAAUUAGAGUCGACUGUGCGCACGUCAGAGAGUUCAGAAGACUUCCCAGAAGAAGAUCCAGAGCAGAGAGGGACUGAUUUUGAGGAUGACAGCAGUGAUAAAGAUGCACGGCCCACACCUAAAACACAGCCACAUCCAGAGAAGCAGGAUGGUGAAAAAGAUUCUGAAUUGGAGCCAAUGAAUGGUGAGAUAAUGGACGAGAGUAUUAAGACCUCACUUGUUACUGAAGAGGAAGACUCUGGUAAUGAAGAAGAAUUAAAAGUGCAGUCUUCUAAUUCCAAUGAAAACACUGCAAAUAGUGUUCCACUGGGGGUAGAAUCUUCAAAACACCCUGAGACUGUGGCACCAGAUAAAACCCCACUCAUAGCUGACUCAGAAAUGUUGAUAGCCCAAGGCCCAUCUGAUGACAAGGCUCACACUGAAGAGAAACUGCCCCCAGUUCCAAAAAAGAAAACAUAUUUGGGGAAUUCAGAUAGUGUUGAAGAACGAGCUGAUAGUGGUUUUCCAAACUCUGUGAUAGCUGAAUUUUCUGAAGAACCAAUCUCUGAGAAUUUAUCACCCAACACUACAUCAUCAGUGGAUGACCAGGGCGAGGAGGGGCCUGAGCCCCGGGAAACCACUACUGCUCUUCCUCAGAGUUCUUUGAUAGAGGUUGAACUUGAAGAUGUGCCAUUUUCACAGAAUGCAGGACAGAAGAACCAAUCCGAGGAGCAGUCUGAAGCAUCGUCGGAACAACUGGAUCAGUUUACACAGUCAGCAGAGAAAGCUGUGGAUAGCAGCUCAGAGGAGAUUGAAGUGGAAGUGCCUGUGGUGGACAGGCGGAAUUUAAGAAGAAAGGCCAAAGGGCAUAAAGGACCUGCCAAGAAGAAGGCCAAGCUGACCUGAGCGAAGAAGAGAUGCAUAUGAUAAAUCCUCCUCUUUGUAACAUAAUUGUUUUUUAAAUAUUGUAAUGAAUAAACAGCAUGGGGUACAGGAAAAAAAUUUCCAAAAUUUCAGUUUGAACUUAUUUACAAUGCAGUUUUUCUCUUCCCUUUAGGAUAUAAGAUUGAACAUUCUUUAAAUUUUCAGGCUUUGUGUAAAUACAAUUUUUUAUUUUUAUUAAUCAUUUCAAUUUGGGGAAAGCAGAUCAUACUAUAUUUUUCUUUAGGAGGUGGAAAAUCUGACCAUUAAUAUUUCAAAAAAUUAAAAAAAAAACAAAGUAGUUGGCUUUCUGUUAUUUGUAAGGAUCACAGAAGUCUUUUAUAUUAAGGAUUUUAAUAGUAAAACUUACUGAGGGGUCUAUCAAAACUAAUCGCCAGUUUUUAAAAUAUAGGGAUGCCUAAACAGAAAUAAGUUCAGUAAAUUAGAGUAAUUAUAACCUCAAGUAAAUGAGAGCACAAAAUGAAAUUUUAUGAUCAAAUGCUUAUGAAGAUAUUGUGAUUUUGUAGAUCCUCUUGUAGAUGGAGUAUCUUCCUUCAACUUUAGUGUCUGUGGAAAGAUACAUAAAAUACUGUUUCCCCACUUUGCAUCAUUUACAGCACGUGGGGUCAUUAUCUAAAGUUCCAUUUGUAGUAUUACUUUGCACUCAUUUUUAAAAAAUCUCUUUAGAUGCUUCCAAGUUUGAGUAUACUUUCAAUCAUGUAAGCAUCCCAGAUAAUGAAAUUUAGAGAGUUUACCUUGGACUUUGUGGUCCCAAUCACAGAUAAAUUAAGCCAGAGAUGCUUUGUUCUUACCCAGUUAAUGUCUUUUAUGUCAGCAGCGUUGUCUCUUCCUAAGCCUCUGUAACUCCGUCCAGGUACUGCAGUCUUUAUUUUCUCCUCAGCUUUCAUUGGAGUUAUUCUCCUGGCAGAAGGUCUGCUUGCCAGCUUAUGCCUUGGUAUCUCUUCUUGGAUAGAUUUGCAAGCACACCUUCCAACCUUAGAUUUGCACGUCAGGAGUAAAGCCGCCCUAGGAGCUACAAACGAACUUAAUUCAAAUGAGAGGGGUCUGUUGCCCAUUUGGUUUUGUUCACAUUAGGUUUUUCUGUGAGUACUGGUUGUAACCUAGCCUGUAUAUGUAAUUUGUAUUGUCAUAGCAGAAGCAUUUUAUUUGCUUAGGAAAACUUGGAAGAUCCCUAAAAUGUUUGUUUUUAUACAGUGAUUUGCUUUAAAACAAGCAAAAUUCUAGAGUCCAGAAAAAAUCUCAAAACUUUGGCAGUAUGGCAUUUACUUAAUUUGCAGGUAAGUUGGAGAAUAUUUUGAGCCCAUUUAUACUUGUUUUUGAAACAGCUUGUACUUGAUCGUAUAUGAAAGAAGCAUGUUAGGCUUCCUGUCAUUAUUUUGAGUGCCAUGGAUUUAUGUGGAAGAUUUAUUCAGCCUUCAGUCAGGUGAUAAAAUGUCAUUACGUUUUAUUUUGGGAUAUUAGUAUUAGAAAGGUCUUAGUUAAAAUCUUUAAGCAGGUGAAGUAGUCCUAUUAGAUCCUAAACAGUUGUUUUACUGAUCAGCAGAAAUGAGAUUAAUUUCAUUCUAAGUGAAGACUAAGGAUUUUUGCCAUGUUUUUAAGAAAUACGUAAACAAUACUAGUGAGUCUAUCAAAAAUUCUUGCUGCUGCUUUGAGAAACUUAUUAAUAUAAGGAAAUAACAAGAAUUAGAAAAUACCUUUCCAGUUUUCAUUUCUUAAACUAUUUAAAAACUUGAUAUUUUGCUCAUUUUUUAAUUCAUUGUUUAAAUGUGAUUUUUUUUUAAAAAAACAUUACACCCACUGAUAACUUGAUGUAAAAGUUUCAAAAAAAUCAUUAAUAUAUGACUGGGGCUAACAGUAUAAACCUAUACUUGUUUGCUUUAAAUGGAAAUUUUUGCAAUUUCAACUUUCUGUUCACAGAAAAUUUUUAUUACAUGUGACAAAAUAUCGUUGGGUUUGUAGAUCAUAGAGGAGAAAAUUAGGUCACAUGUACAUCCCUUUCAUGUUCAGUAAUUUAUUAGAAAUUUAUCCAUAAUAGGGAGUCUAAUCAGAUGCAUUUAGUUUUUGCAAGGCAUUACCACAGUGUGUGAUUUCAGCCAGCUAAUCUACUUGUCAGGUGUUGUCACAUUCUACAUAGUCCUUUGUGAUCUGUUUUCUGUUGUCCUUUUUGCAGAAAAGGAUAUUCACUUUUUGUGUACAUACAUAUAUAUUUCCUUAUGUAAUAUAAAGGUGAUUAGAAUUUUACUUCUUUCAAGUUUAUUCAAUAGCUAGACCUCACAGAAAUUAGUAUAUUUAAAAAUUUAUUAUAAAGCUCUUCUACAACUUUUAAAGUUGAGCGGUUCUAUUAUGAUUUUUUAAUAAAAUCAAACAGCAUGACUUAGAAUUGUCAGUCUUCCAUCUAAAAUGUGUGUAUUCAUGUUGUUUCCAUUCAAUGCAAAUAUGGUAAUACAGUCAUUCAUAGUUUACUUUUAGCAGAUUACCAGAGCACUACCUAAACAUGGCUGCAGCAACUUAAGAAAAGUACCUUGAAAGGGUUAUAAAUUGUAUCCACUUGAGCCUUUAACAUGACAUGAAAACAUCUGCUCUUACACUGGGCUUUAUCCUUUAGGAUACCAUCUAAGGUUUGGUCACACCAGCAAACUGAAACAUUUUAAUGUAAAUAAUUUAUAUUAACAUUAUUCAUCUGUAUAACAGUAUCUUAGAUUUGUUCCCUUUAUGUCCAUUAGUAGCAAUAUGAUAUUUAUGGUGUGAUCCAGUCUUUCAUGGGUGAAAAUUAUUACAAAUAUUAUGCUUGUCUUUAUACUAUCAGGCUUCCUUUGUACAAAAUUGCUUAUUUUUGCUUUUAAAAAAUAAGCUAACCUUGUUCCUUGUAUUUGUAGUGUGAUUAGCUGAAGUCAGUUUUUUCUUUUUGUUUUAGAACUUAAGAAAUUCACGUAUCACCCAUUUUUAUUAGUGGCAAAAUAAUUUGUCAAAAUUAAUUGCAACAAAGGUUCAGCUUCUAUCAAGUGAUUCUAUCACUGGAUCAUUUCCAAGAAUUACUAGUCAAUUCUUUUCUAAGAGUCUGUACAUGUUCUAAAACUUUGUUUAUAGAACUUAGAAAAAAGUUACAUUAUACAAAGUAGCAAGUCUUAUGAGAGUACUUAUGUUCUUUUCUUUUGUAAUUAAACCUAUAUUUUGUGAUUGUUUUUUGGUCUCUGUUUUGAAAUUCUUUGCCUUCUCUUUUUCCCAAUUACAUUCAUAAAAAUGUUUAGAUACUGAAUCUGUUUAGACAUUGAAUGAUUUUGUUAAAGGCACAAUUAAUCAUACUGGUUGUACUUCAAAGACAGACCUUUAAAAAUAAACAUAAUUUAAAGCACCUGGUGAGUGUUAUAUACAGAUAUCCAAAGCUCAAGUUAAUUCAGAUCACAAAACUUGAGGUAGAACCCUAACAUGACCAUUUUAUAUUAACUGGGAACAAAGUUUCUUUUCAGGGCAUCAGUACCACUAAAUUGGAAUUAUCUAAAUAAAUUUUUAAUGACAGUCUUAAAAUAUUAUCAAUAAGACUAUUUGAGAAAAACUUAAGACCAAUUUGUAAAACUGGGCCAUUUUAAUGUUUUUACAAUUUAAUAAAUAGUUCUCUUGAUGACUGCAAUUAUAAAAGUUGUAUUUCCCGUAAUAGGUUUUCCUGAUCAGUCUGUAGUCUUCAGUAAGUGUCAAACCAGUAGGACUGCAUUGAUGCAUCCAUCAUUCUCAGGGUUGUUGGUUACCUGGGCAUAUUUACCUACAUAAACAGCCAAAAAAAAAGAGAAAAGAGGAAUAUUAACCAAUAAAAAUUUGUGCACAUGUGUCUGGUUCUGAGGAUCAAACAUAUAGGGUCUUGCAUACGCAAGGCAAGUAUACUAACAGUUACAUUCCAGCUCAAAAAUUGAAAGACCGUAACCUUUGUUUCAAAUACGUCUAAUUACCAUUUUUAAGAAUAUGGUAAUAAAGAACAAAGAUCUCACACUUAUUGUGAUUCAAGACUAACUUGUGUUUUGAACACAUUUGCAUGUAAAUACUGUUUUUACAUAUGACAGUCAUUACUGCAUUAGCAAGCCUUUGUUGCAUCAGGUUUUAAAUGAGUUUCAAAUUAAUCUAACAACAUACUUUAAAAACAAGGUCACUCAACGUAAGUAUGAGCUAAUGACUUAGUUUUAAUUGUUAACCGAGUAUGGUUAUGUCUGAUGUAUGCCUUGCUUCCCCAGCAAUGGUGAGUUUACUGUAUUUUCUUCUAGUACUUUUGGAUUAAACUUUAUUUCUGCUUUCCUUCUAAACUGAGUAUUUAAAAAAAAAAUUACAUGUGCAAAGUGAAGUGGCACAGUUCAUUGAUUUUGAGGUAAGCCUGGGCUACACAGUAAGUUUAAAGCCAGCCUAACCUACACAGUGAGACCCUGUCUCAAAAAAAACAAAAACUAUCACAACAGAGUAUACCUUAUAUAACUGAAACCAACAUGGGAUAUUUGGAAUAUAGAAUAACAUUUGUAACUCAUACACAAAAAAUACUGUUCCUAAAGAUUAAAUAAUUGAAUAUACAUUUUUACCCUGCUCUCCCACACUAAAAAACUGUAUUUAAAUCACCUUGAAAAAUAAUUGUUGUAACUUUUGAACAGCAACAGCCUACAUUCAGAAACUUACCCCAAAUAACCUUGCCUCCUUGGGUCACGAGGCCCAACUCGCUUACAUUCACCUCAAUCACUGUACCUUUGGUAAUAACACCCAAAGUUGUAUACAGUGGCGAUGAAGGAUUUUUUUUCACACCAAGUAUUGGCAGGCAAAAGGUGGCUUUCAGUUCAGGAUGUGUUACAUGGGCCUUCUUGAAACGUAAGCCCUACAAAGUCAAUCACAAUAUUUGAUGUUAAAAUGUUUCUAAGUAGUCUUUUUAUCUUUGAAUCCUUUCAGAAAACCACAGGUUCCAUAAUGUUAAGUCAUGAAAUAUUUCUACAAACUAAAACCCUGACAAUAAAUUCACAGGCAAAGCUUGGCAUGUAUUUCUGGGGAAACAUUUUUACCAUGCAAUAGCUAUUUCACAAAAUGCACAUAUUUUUGCUUUAGCUAGUCAUUUUACUUAUUGAAGACCUGCUACAUGCAAGGAAUUAUAAUGGGAGUUAACAACUGGCUCAUUUAUGUAACAGACUCCACUGUCCCUUUGUGGUAAACAGUGAAACAGAUCUGCAGGGUUAACGACCUGCUUCCAGACUAAAUGGUGUAUGGUAUUCCCCAUUCUAAGUCUAUAUACCACAGUUUCGUUCCAUGAAAUAGCUUCGUUUGUGCUGGUAACACAGAGGACUCUGCAGUCGUUGCUACAGAGACAGAGCUAGAUGGGGUCUUUCGUUGUGUAAUACAUUAACACACUUGGUUCGUAGUCUUAAUUUUUACUCAUUUGGGGAUGUGGGAAAAGAAAACACCAAAUGAAGUUCUUACUAAUGGAUUCGUUAAUCAAACUAGUAGGAACAGCCUGACUAGUAUAUACUCCCCUUAUAGAACUGAUAUUAACAAAAAUUAUUCAGAUCAUACAUGAAAUCAAACACAACAGAAUCUGGGAUGGACAAGGACCUCCUGUAAAAGAUGAGACAAUAUUUUAAGCUUUGUAGGGCACAUGAUCUGUUUUAACUACUCAACUCUUGGGAGUGGGGGAAGGUUUAUAGAAACAGACUGCCAACAUUUUAAUCCAUUAAAAAUUACUUAGGUUGAACCCCACACUUUGUUUUUUUUGAGCAGCUGGAAAUCUAGUGUAGUCUUCUUGAAGGGAUUAUGCAAAAAUAUAUUUUCAAUUUUCCCCAAAGCAUGGAUAGGUAAGGAUUAGUUUGGGGUAUCUGACCAUUACUGCUGUCAACAGAAAUGAAGCAACUUUUAUAUUUUCUUUAAGUGAUUACAUACUGAAUGUUUUCAAGAGCAUUCCCACGCUGCGGCUGAAUGUGCCUGUAAUUCCAAGCACUUCAGAGGCCAAGGCAAGAGGAUCGUUGUGAGUUCAAGGCCAGCCUUGGCGACAUAGUUCAAGGCAAGCCUGAACUACAUACAGCCUGUCUCAAAAUAACAAAAAAUAGAGUUUAUUCUUAUGAGAAAAAAUUCUCAAGUUUCAAAAGUCAUACUUCAUAGUGUCUUGUAUAACAAUCUUUUACAUUUCAAAUCUUAUGAAGCCAAAAAUAAGUGUUAGUGGGAAAAGUGCCAAGUAAUCCUCCAAUUUGUUAAAAGUAAUAGAGAUGAGAUAAAAAUAUUUUUCCUACCAGUUUUAGCAAUUCCAGGAAAUUCUUAACAUUUUAUCUAGUGUAGCAAGGGGAACUAAUUAAAUUCCCAUUGUCUUGCAAAGGACCUACCAUUGGCCUAAUAAACCUUUCAUAUUUAGGUGGUUUUCUUGUAAAACCAUCUCCAACAAAGCAGACUUUAGUAACCAUCCUCUUCCAUGCCUUCUUUUUUCUCUUGCCAGUUCGAAUAACUUUUAAUACUUCUGUUUCUCCUUGGGCACGAACUUUGGGUAGAGGGACUUCCCAUUUUCCCUAAUAAAAAAUUUAUAUUGUAAUAAAAGGCAAAAUGAAUGUUAAUCACACAAAGUAAUAAGCAUGUUAACAUAAAAUAUUCAGCAUGUGUUAGGUUCAGUUGUUUUCUACAAGUCUGCCAUAUCCUCAAGCCAGAGUUAGGUAAAACUAGUUUAGUUUACAUAUCACAGGCACAUCAGAUAAAUGGGUUACUUAAGCUAAAGUUCUUAAAACAUUAUGGGUGAAAAAAAUCUGUAGUAAGAACUUCUAUAAGCAGAACGUGUUAACUAGUUAACGUGUAGAACUGGAAGACUUUCACUUAAUAUAUCUUUGUAUUUGUAUCUGAAACGCAUUUUUUGAUUAUAUUACUAGUAAGACAAAAUUCUCACCACAUAUUUUGUACACCAGAAUGCAAAUUUUUGUAUAUGUGUAUACUGUGUGUGGUGUAUUUGUACGUGUGUAUGUGUGUGUAUGAACAAAACAAUAGCAUACUAAGAAGUGGAAGGAAUUCUGAACUUAAUUACUAGGACAUAAUUCUCAUAUUCUAUCUCACAGAUGAUCGUGACUAAUAAUUUACAAAACUCUUCGAUUCUCAGUCUUUUCAUCUAUAAAAUGAGACUAUAUUACAUAAAUAACCAAGUUUCUUUCAGUACUGAAGUUACACCAUUCUAAUUUGAGAUUCAUUCCCACAGGUGUUUACAAGUAUCUACUCUCCCUUUCUGUUUUUUUGCAGAAGUUUAUCUAUUGUGUUUACCAAAUACAAUCUAGAUUGUUUUUUGGUGAUUGUAUGUUUGUUUUAAAUGCUGACUUUUUAUCUGGCUUGUAUCACUUAGCAAACUUUACAUUAUUUUUGUUUUGAAGACAUUUUGGGUAUUGCAGGGCAACAAAAACAAUAGUUGAGCUUUCAAGUGUAGGAAGCCAUUAAAUACUGAAUCUGAAAUUCACUACUUGCCCACUAACCUGUUUUUAGACAGGUUCUUACUACAUAGUUCAGGCUGACCCUGAACUCCUUAAAUUAAAGCCACCAUACCCAGCUUUAAUUAUUUAAGACAAAAAUGUCUGACUGCUUAACAAAUUUUUGAAAACUAAAAUUUUAAAAUCUGAUUAUAUGAAAACCUUACGAUCAGCUUAAAUUUACAAAAUUUCUGAACUUCCAACUAAUGUUCCCAUUGUGAUUCAAAAUUAAACUCAAGUAACAUCUGAAAUUUGAAUUUAACUGUCUGAACAAAAAAGUUAAUUUUUAUUGCUUACCGCCUUUUCUUUACGUUUUUGUUUAAUCAUAUUGGAAAGUACUUUUGCACGAGACUGUCCCUCUCUGUCCAGCAGAUAGGCAGGUACUGCUCCUUGUGGGGUCUUUUCAUCAUUCUUUUGUUUGGUGUUUCUCUUUUCAUGCAUCUUUAUACUAAUCAAGAAGGAAACAUUCAAGAUUAUCUGUUUAGCAAUUAUAACUCAAAGGAUGGUGUUAAAUAAAUAGGAUCACUUACGUCUUCUUCAUUUGUAUUUUCUCUGCGUGGCGCUGUUUAUGGUAGAGUUUAGCCUUCAGGCCAAUCAUUUUCUUUGCCUUCUUUGAACGUUCAUGAGCCUCUCGACUUUCCUUCUUUCUUUUUUUCUCAUGAUAAUCCAAACGAUACCCAUACCGUUUGCGGUGUAAUUCAAUGUAUUCAUUUUGUGGCUAUAAUGAUGCAAGAAAUGUUACUGUAAUUUUUAAAGUAUUGACAAGAUUAUUCUACAAUUAUUUUACACAGCACACACACAAACAAAGGAGUCCAUACCACCCAGAUAAAUGUAUUCACACAAUGUAAAUUUAAGUUUUUAUCCUGAUGAUACAAAGUAGUGUUUACAUCCAUAAUUAUGUUCUGAAAAUUACUGUUACUGAAGGGAAUUGCCCAAAAUCUACCUGACCACUAAAAGUAUGAGCUGAGUAUGGGAUCUUUCAUUUUUUUCCUCCCUGAUGUCAUUUUGAAAUUAAUCCCUGUUCCUCAUCCCCAGUCUGAUACUAUCCAUAGACUUUUGCCUUCCCUAGAGAAAAAUAUAAGUGGAGUCUAUAAAAUACAGUUAUUUCUAACUAGCUUCUUCCCUUCAGCAUAAGAUUUUUGGGCUCAUCCAUCUUGCUGUUGAUGUAUCAGAACUUAAAUCUGUUUUUUAUUGCUCACUAUUCCACUACAUGGCUAUAAAAUCAUGUAUAUAUCCGUUGACCAUCUGAUGGCUAUUUGGGCUGCUCACUUUUUGAUUCGGAAUAAAGCCACAAUAAGUCACUGUAGGCAGAUCUCUGGCCAUCUGUUUACCGCCAGAUUGUUUUCCAGAGUCACUGUAUUGCUUUGCAUUCCACGGUAACUUACAGGAUUUCAUUUGCAUUUUAAACAACAGUUGUUUUAAGCAUGUGGCCAGAAUCCAUACCUAUUUUAAAACUAUAAAAAUAAGCUUAAUGGUUACUUACGCUUUCAUUAAAAAAAAAAAAAAAAAAACUAGGGGCUGGAGGUUUAGCUCAGCAGCAUAAGCGCCUGCCUUGAAAGCAGGCAGUCGUGAGUUCGAUCCCCGGUACCAUAAAAAGGAAAAAGACAAAAAAAAAAAAAAAAAAAAGUACAAAAUAAGAGAUCACCAUACCCUAGGCAGCUGAACACUGAUGCCAGUGACAAAUUCAGGAAUCACCAAAAAGCCAAGAGUUUUCUGGCCUUUAAAUUCUAAAAUUCUGAGUUACCACGGCCCUUUUUUACCCUUUGGGCCUGUUCCUGUUGCCAUCUUCCCCAUACUACUUAUUCGGGAGAGUACGCUUGGCAAUUCUUUCUUCGCUGUACACAAGAACCUGGACUAUUUUUGGCCCACUCAACUAUUACAAAUAAAUUAGGUGUGGUGUUUUUAACUGCUAUCACAUGAACUGUAGCAUCCAAAAGGUAUGAGGCAUCCCAUUUUGUAGACUAAAAGAUUAAAGAUGCAAAAAAGGCUUUGGCAGUCAGGUCCGGGCCCCGUUCUGCAGUUCAUUCGCUAUUUGGCCUUUAGCAAGGUACCCAUCAAAAUUAACUUGAAGGGGUGCGAUUAAUGCCUGCGGCACAGGGCUAAGGGUCAAUUACAUUUGCACUGGGCUCUGCCUCGGCUGACCGAAGCCAGCAGUGUUAACAGAAUAAACUCUGUCUCACUCCACGACUUGUGUUCUAGCAAAUAUCCCACUCUAUGUCCCUAAAGUUUUUCCACUGCCCACAGCCCACUCCGCGGACUUCACCCUCCUUCCGCCCAGCAGUAUCACACUUCCGCUUUCCAAAUCUCACCCCCAGCUCUUGGGCCUUACUAACUCAGACUCCGUUCCGUGAUGAGAGCCUGACAAGGCCUGCUUACCAUAGUGACAGCUGCAGAGCCACCAGGGGCGGCCUCGGGCGUGAGAAGAAAAGUCCUAUCUUUGGGGUCUCACAGACCUACCAGCUACCUCCGCGCACUAGGAAACAGGAAAGAGUUACCCUCUAAAACGGCCGAGUGAAGAGCAAGCGCGACGCUUUCAUUCCGAGUUUCUGAGGUCCUCUCUAGCUAGCAGGGCGGAAGUUGCUGGCAGGUGGCAUUUGGCGGCUGCACCGCCGGAAGUGCUGAGCUGCCACUGCGAAAAGAAGCCAAGCGACAGGUUUAGGUUUACGUCAGACGGUUGUGGCGAGGUCGUAGAGGUGGUGCGGAGAAACUUGAGGUCUUUGCAUAUUUCCGAGAGGCCUGGACCUGACAAGAAGCCACUGUCCGGUGCAGGACACUCAG
This is a messenger RNA of Cavia porcellus (domestic guinea pig), 12674 nucleotides long. RefSeq names its product family with sequence similarity 169 member A (gene Fam169a). Bases 421 to 2418 code for a protein of 665 amino acids. The record is from RefSeq and is a predicted model, not a curated record. The transcript is spliced from 14 exons. NCBI's taxonomy places the organism in Eukaryota, Metazoa, Chordata, Mammalia, Rodentia, Caviidae.